This is a messenger RNA of Iphiclides podalirius (scarce swallowtail), 411 nucleotides long. Lineage: Eukaryota; Metazoa; Arthropoda; Insecta; Lepidoptera; Papilionidae. The record is from the annotation of a GenBank genome assembly.
AUGGGCCUAAAGUUAACCCACCCACCGCACAAAGCUCAAAAUUGUGUGUUACGCCGCACUCCUACCAAACCAUUGUUUCAAUCGGAAGAGUGUACAAAUCCACUCGGCACACGGGCAAUUGUCGACAUUGAUCGUUUGGAAACGGUAAAGUCUAGUUCUCGAAGCGGCGUGAAGUUUUUCUUUGUGGAAAACCGGCGGCGCUGCCGAAGUGGGGGCGGCCGCAUCCACGACUGUCAGUGUCAGCGCCACAUAUCCGUGGUGUGCGACGGUGUGUGUGCACGUGUGUGUGUGCGUGCGUGGUACGGCCUGCGCGAGCGUCGCCACUCACCUCGUCCAGUCAUCGGCCGGCUGAGGUGGCGCCGGGCUGAAUCCGCGUUCCGUUCCUCUUUAUCCCUCGCGGCCGCUGUGACG